AUGAUGAAGGAUGAAAAACACAUUCCCACCGUGUACUACGGAGUUUAUACUCCAAACGAGAAAGGGCGAGUGUUUGAAGAUAAGUUGGAAGCUUUGAAAGCAGUGAAAAAGAACAAGAAAUCCAGGUUCAAAGCCUUCAGCUUCUAUCAUGAUGCGGCAACUUUCUGUCUCAAUGGUUCAGAAUGCCCAAAUAACAACACAGUAAAUGGAUCCCUGUUGAAUAAAGCUUCCACAGAAUCUUCACAGGCUGUAGGUGAGAAGGCUAGUCCAUUCAAGGGCCCCAGACCUCAAGAACUGGUGGAACUACGAAAAGCAAUUGAGACUGGGAAUAUUCAGUUUGUGAAGGACACUAUUUGGCAAAAUCCUAGAUAUUUGGUAAGCAGUGGUGAUACCCCUUCUAUUCUGCAAGAAGGUUCACGUUAUAAUGCUCUACAUGUGGCUGCCAAGUCUAGGAAUGCAGAGAUUACAGAACUGAUUUUGAACACAAUUUGUGAUACUGAGUUUGUUAAACUUCUCUAUGGAGAUGAUAACCAGGAAAAUGCUGAAGAUAGGACUGCAGUGUUGCUGGAUUUGUAUUUGAAUAUGCCAAACAAGGGGCUCAAUGAGACCCCACUACAUUUUGCAUCAAAACAUGGUGCUGCAGAUGUUGUAGAGAUUUUAGUUUCAUACCCACAAUGUGAUAAGACUCUGAAGAACAAAUUUUAUAAAACAGCUGACCAGAUUAUUUGUGAACGUGCUGAUUGUGAAAAUAUCCCAGCAAUUAGAAGAAAAAUUGAUUUGUUGCUGAAAGAUAGUUAUUAUGUCCCAGUUUUGAGGGCUGAAGACAACAGCAUGCCUCCCAUCAUAGGGGAACCUUUUUCACCUUCUAGUCCACCUGUUCUCAAUGGCAACCCUCUGUCCCCAAGACUGGAAAUUCAUGCGUAUGCGGGUCCGAUGGAGAAGAAAAACGCCCACGUUUUCCGAAGGAAAUGGAAAACCCCUCCGCGCUCUCUGACCUUCGCUUCUCCCACCAAGAACAGCCCCAAACGUGAUGUCAUCAGCGUGUCCGCUCUGCGGUUCAAAGACCCCCAGAAAGGACUGGAGCGUAUUGGAAACAAGUUGGCGAACGAGUUUGACGUGAAUUGGAAGGAAUACUGGCCCUUUCUGGGUAGCUUCCUCGACAUAGCUUCGGAAGAGGGUUUAGACUCGCUGGAAUCGUACUUGGCAUCGCGAUGUGCCACCCCAGAUACCUCGAAAACCACCCCCAACCCUCCACAGACAAAAUUCGACGAAUCUUUGACUUUGAGCCCCGUCGCGAAUUUGUGCGCCGCCUUCUCGGCGUGCCGAUUGAGCGAUAGAUCGAGCGACAGAUCUAGCGACAGAUUGAGCGACGACAGGAAGAAUGAGGUCGAUUCGAUUAAUUACAUCGAUAAGGCGUGCCAGGUAUUUGCCAAUAGGAUUUCCAAUGAUGUGCAGCUGUAUUCUGGGGAGGAUGUUGUGCAGGUCCUGGAAACGGAAAUCAAGCAACUGGAACUCCUCAUGACCUCCUACAUGGACGACCCAAGAUUCCUCGACAUCGACUUCCAGAAAAUCCACUCGCGCCUGGCGCUCAUGAUCGCCCGCAAACUCCACCUCCAACCCUGCCUCCUCCCCGAACUCGACCGCACUCUCGACCUCCUCACCGCCAGCGUCGACUGUUUCUCCUCCGACGACGAAAUGCGCGACCCGCGAAAACCCAACUUGAAACCGACCGUACGCCGCAAACAGCUGGUCUGCCUGUUGCGUUACCUCCUCAACGCGCUCACCCUGUACGGCGCAGGUCAGUGGGCGGGGCUUGUGGAUUGGGCGGAGGCGGAGGCGUGCUCUUGCAUGUUUCACGUGCGCAGAGCGAAGCGGAAUAGUUUGUCGCGCAGCGGGAGUUUCAAGGGGGGGAUGAAGGUUUCGGGGAAGAUGGACGUGGAGGGAGGAGUGGGGAGGAGGCUGUGCUUCGAUGACGACGUCGGCGAUGGGGGUAGAGUUCCGAACGGAUAUAACUUGGACUACAGCAUGAACCGUAUAGAAAUAGAUUCUGACGAUAGCGACAUUGACGAAGAGAAAUUCUACACGCCCCCUACCAGUCCUAGUUUCAUUUCAGAGGACGAGUCCGAUUCCGAAGACGAAUUCAACGAUACCGAACCUCCGAAGCAGGAAAUGUUCAUCGAGGGGGACUUCCCUACGAAAAUUGACUGUGAAGUUUUCAACGCCCUGUGUUAUGCCGACGUUAAUUUAGAUAGUAAGAAGCAUCCUAACAUUUACAAAUGGCAUCAUACCGUCAGCUUAUAUUCCAAUGAAGAAAGAGAAAGUUGGCCCACCCUGAAAGAUGGGUACUGUGCCAAACCCUGCCACAAUUCCAGCCUGGACGGUUCGUUUCCGGUGAAUUCGCCGAGAACGAGCACCCCUGCCAAACCGUGGCUACGGAUCACGGGUGCAAAUUCGCCCAAAGCUGUCUUCAAAUCCCGCAGCAUGCAUUUGUAAGAACAGCCUUGAUAAUCUCAGUAGGAUACCCGGCUGCUAA
Messenger RNA from Phaedon cochleariae (mustard beetle), 2533 nucleotides. The record is from the annotation of a GenBank genome assembly. Lineage: Eukaryota; Metazoa; Arthropoda; Insecta; Coleoptera; Chrysomelidae.